UCCGAAAAUUUUCAACAUUUCAAUCCUUGCUUCGGAAUCCCAGUGAAGUACCUGACCCAAUAGAUGUGUGGCGGGCCGGGUUACGCAAAAAGCCCCAUUGCAAAACCUAGCUCCGUGGAUAUGAAUAGGCUUCAACGUGGACAGGGUGGCAAAAGAUCUGAAGGGAAACCCGUUUUCGACUUUGCUUGUAAGGGAAAACAAGAGAAAAAUAGAGAAUAAUAGGCGUGUAGGGGAGAAACUGCGAAAGCCGGCGUCGCAAUUUUUGGCGUCAAACAUAGAUUAGUAAAAGAAUCGAUCAAAUUAUUUGGAGUACGCUUGCUGAAUCGAAUGGCCGCAUUUGCGGCUUGUAGGUACGCCGGGAAAAUUGGGAAGGUUUCAGGAAUCGGGACUGCUCUCUACAAAUUCAAAGCAUUUAGUGUUGAGGGGAAAUCGAAUACCACUUCUACGAUCCAGUUCUUAGCUUCGUUAUCUUCUUUUUCUUCGCCUUCUGGAUAUUGCAGAAGAUCUGAUUAUAGGCCGUUUUCUCAGUUCGUGAAGUCUAAUGGAGGGCGAUUAUUCCUAGUUGACACAUUGGCUCUGGUUAGGAAAUUAGAAGCUCAGGGCAUACCGUCAAAACAUGCUGAGGCCAUAACAUCUACCAUAACUGAAGUCUUGAAUGACAGUUUGGAGAAUGUGGCUCAGUCCUUGGUUUCUAAGGGCGAAAUACAGAAAAUUGAAAUGACUCAAGAAUCCAAUUUGUCCAAAUUCAAAUCUGAAGUUGAAAGCUCUCAGGGACAUCAUUUUUCUCUCUUGCAACAUGAAACUGAGAAACUUCGAAGUGAUAUAGAAAAGAUGCGUAGUGAACUAAGGUAUGAAAUUGACAAAGUCACUGCUGGACUACGUUUAGAUUUGAAUCUUGAAAGGGGGAGGAUACGAGAUGAGUUAGCAAAUCAGAAUGCAGAAACCACUAGCCUCACUAACAAACUAGAUCGGGAAAUUCAUGCACUAAGGGCUCAGUUAGAAGCUGCAAAGUACGAUGUGAUAAAAUACUGCAUAGGUACCCUUGUUUCUAUUUCAGCUGUGGGUCUUGCUGUGAUUCGCAUCUUGAUGUAAGGAGUUUAGCAAAUCAUGUCAUUAUAUAUAUAUAUGGUAUUGAUUUUUUAGGGCAUUGCAAAAGGGGUAUGACGAUCAACCUUGAAUUUUUUUUAUUUCUUUUUAUUGGUCUUGUUCUUUUCUUAUUUGCUAUUAUUGUAAACUGGAAAAGAAAAGAACACAUUUGCCACCGUUUUUAAUGUGGCUGAAGGGCGUAUGAUUAUCAAACCUAACAUUUUCUUGUUUCUUGUGUUAGUCUUGUUCUUUUUCUUA
This is a messenger RNA of Vitis riparia (riverbank grape), 1344 nucleotides long. RefSeq names its product protein FMP32, mitochondrial-like. The transcript has 8 exons. Lineage: Eukaryota; Viridiplantae; Streptophyta; Magnoliopsida; Vitales; Vitaceae. Gene Ontology annotation, cellular component: mitochondrion. The coding region runs from base 328 to 1092 and encodes 254 amino acids. The record is from RefSeq and is a predicted model, not a curated record.